Molecule: messenger RNA, 1382 nt
Organism: Coccinella septempunctata (seven-spotted ladybird)
Lineage: Eukaryota; Metazoa; Arthropoda; Insecta; Coleoptera; Coccinellidae
Product: lysophosphatidylserine lipase ABHD12-like
Exons: 7
Coding region: 223-1248 (341 amino acids)
Biological process (GO): monoacylglycerol catabolic process; phosphatidylserine catabolic process
Cellular component (GO): endoplasmic reticulum membrane
Molecular function (GO): monoacylglycerol lipase activity; phosphatidylcholine lysophospholipase A1 activity
Source: RefSeq, a predicted model, not a curated record
UUUGUCAUUGUCAAUGUAUCAAAAAUCAAAAUAAACAAAUACAAAUAUUCAAACCCAGAUAAAAUAUCUGAAAUAUCUAUCUCAGAUUGUUCAAUUUGAUUUGGGCUUUCAUUUUUGAAAUGUGUAUAUCUCGGAAAAUGAAAAACCGAUAACAAUGAACUAGGUUGCUGAUUUCCUUUCAACAUUCCUCAUAUACCCAAGAAACCUAGAAAAUUUCGUGUGAUGAACAGUUUAGGUUUGAUUAUUUCAAUUAUUCUGUUAUUACUGGUGAUAUUAGCUGCAGUAUUGGUAUUUUUAUUGAUUCCCAUUAUCCUUUCACGAUCGCCCUAUUUACUACGUAAAACAUUAUUCACAACUGGAGGUGCGGCUACUAAUAAAUUAUAUUAUGAUCGAAAUACUAAACCAGGAGUUCGUAACUUUUAUAUAACAUUUCAAGAUGAAACAGGAAAAGAUAUUAACAUAGGCGCUUACCAUUUUCUACCCAAAGAAUAUAUUCUCAAUCAAACAGAAGAUAUACCUCCUUCAGAAUAUGAGAGACUCUUGAAUAAUAGUCCUUACAAUGUGUUACUUCUAUUUCACGGUAGGGGACAGAGUAGAGCUUCAUUUGGAAAUAAAUAUGAAAUGCUCAGUUCAAUAUUUCAUGUUAUUGUAUUUGAUUAUAGAUGUUUUGGGGAUUCUUCAAAAGCCAUUUUGUCUGAGUAUGGCUUGGUGAGAGACUGUGUUCAUAUAUUCAAGUGGUUGAGAAACAGAACGUCUUCUUCUAUUUAUGUAUGGGGUCAAUCUUUAGGGUCUGCUUUAUGCAUAGAAACUGUAUAUAUGUUGAAUAAAGAGAAUAUUAUACCUAAAGGUAUGAUAUUAGAAGCCAGUUUUACAACCUUGAGGGAAGCAGUUCUGGAUUCUCCUGUAGGAAGAAUAUUCUCUUGGGUUCCUUGGUUCUCAUCAUUACUGGAUGGUUAUGAAAGUAAUGGUUUUGUUUUCAAAUCUUCUAUUCAUUUAACAGAGAUUCGCUGUCCUGUUAUGAUAAUGCAUGCUGUUGACGAUGAAGUGAUACCCUUCAAUCAGGGAAUGAAGCUCUACGAAGUUGUCAUACGAAGACCUAUAAAGAUCAACAUUGCCAAAUUUUUACCUAUAGCUGCCAGUUAUAGAUGUGGUCAUGAUUUCAUCUAUAAAUUUCCCAAUUUCACUAGUCAAAUAAUGGAUUUUAUGACCAUCUGUGACUCGGAGUUCAACAUGACUGAAGGAAUUUGAGGCAGUUCUCAUCUCAAGAUAGUUAUUUAUUCCAUAUGGGAACUACUCAAAUUAUUGAGAAUCUACAUUUUGUAAGAUUUAGUGCUGUGAUAAAUAAGUAUUUAUAUGGAAAAUAAUAAAACAUGUUGAAUUAA